AUGAGGAAGAGUGAAGGGAGGAAGAAAGGUGGAAGAGAGGAGGAGAGGAAGAAGAGUAGAGUAAGAGGAGGAAGCAAAAAGGAAGAGUGGAGGAGAGGAAGAGAAGAGGGAGGAAGAGAGGAGGAAGAGAGGAGAAGAGGAUGUGGGGUACUAGUGGAGGAGACAAUGGGAGGUGGAAGAGUGGAUAGAGGAAGAGAUGAGGAGAUAAGGAAAGAAAGAGAAGAUGAAGAGUGGAGGAGGGAUAAUGAUGGAAGAAAUGAGGAGAGAAUGAGAACGAAAGGAGGAGAGGAAGAAGAAUCAAGGUGGAGGAGGAAUCGACAAGGAAUAGUGGAGGAGAGAGGAAGAGUGGAGUGA
Molecule: messenger RNA, 354 nt
Organism: Carya illinoinensis
Lineage: Eukaryota; Viridiplantae; Streptophyta; Magnoliopsida; Fagales; Juglandaceae
Product: cyclic nucleotide-gated cation channel beta-1-like
Exons: 1
Coding region: 1-354 (117 amino acids)
Source: RefSeq, a predicted model, not a curated record